Messenger RNA from Gavia stellata (red-throated loon), 804 nucleotides. RefSeq names its product potassium channel tetramerization domain containing 1 (gene KCTD1). Gene Ontology annotation, biological process: negative regulation of DNA-templated transcription; protein homooligomerization. Gene Ontology annotation, cellular component: nucleus. The transcript has 5 exons. The record is from RefSeq and is a predicted model, not a curated record. The coding region runs from base 1 to 804 and encodes 267 amino acids. NCBI's taxonomy places the organism in Eukaryota, Metazoa, Chordata, Aves, Gaviiformes, Gaviidae. Gene Ontology annotation, molecular function: transcription factor binding; transcription corepressor activity.
AUGGAGGAGUUGAGGGACAGUCGGCCCAAUAUGUCAAGACCUCUGAUCACUAGAUCCCCUGCAUCUCCAUUGAACAAUCAAGGCAUCCCCACUCCAGCACAGCUCACAAAAUCCAACGCACCAGUUCACAUUGAUGUGGGUGGGCACAUGUAUACCAGCAGCUUGGCCACGCUUACAAAAUAUCCUGAUUCCAGAAUCGGCCGGCUUUUCGAUGGCACGGAGCCCAUUGUCCUCGACAGUCUCAAGCAGCAUUACUUCAUCGACAGAGAUGGGCAGAUGUUCAGAUAUAUCUUGAAUUUUUUAAGGACAUCGAAACUCCUCAUUCCUGAUGAUUUCAAGGACUACAGUUUGUUAUAUGAAGAAGCAAAGUAUUUCCAGCUUCAGCCCAUGCUAGGAGAGAUGGAAAGGUGGAAACAGGACCGGGAGAGUGGCCGCUUCUCAAAGUCCUGUGAGUGCCUGGUGGUGCGAGUUGCCCCAGAUCUAGGAGAGAGGAUUACGCUGAGUGGCGAUAAGUCAUUGAUAGAAGAAGUGUUUCCAGAAAUUGGUGACGUGAUGUGUAAUUCUGUCAAUGCCGGCUGGAAUCACGACUCGACGCAUGUCAUCCGAUUUCCACUGAACGGAUACUGUCACCUCAACUCAGUUCAGGUACUUGAGAGGUUACAGCAAAGAGGGUUUGAGAUUGUUGGCUCAUGUGGAGGUGGGGUGGACUCUUCCCAAUUCAGUGAAUAUGUACUGAGACGAGAACUCAGAAGGACAUCUCGUGCACCCUCCGUCAUUCGAAUAAAGCAAGAGCCUCUGGACUAA